AUGAGUACCUUGAAAGACUCUAAAGAAGAGAAAGAAGAGAAGAAGGAAACCUUUUUCAAGUACUUUUCCCGACAAGUACCUGAAAAGGAGCCUCCCAGUUUAUACUUUCAAAAAAUCAAACAAAUUGAAGAGACCAAAUUAACUGUGUCCAAUUUCAACGACUUAUGUACGACUGGGGUAUCAGAAUCAAUUUCUGAUUUAUUAGAAAUAUUAUGUGAAGACUCUUUUUCAGUCAGACAGUCACAUCUGAUCUUUCUUUCCGUUUCCCACAAAGUCGAAACGUUUUCGUUAUUUUUAGACAGUCGGUCAGACCUUCUUGAUAUCUACAAAACAGUUCAAUACCAAACUAAAUUGGUUCCUCGUGUAUUUCUCAUGUCAAUGGUUGGUUCCAAAAUUGUGCAAACGAAUCAAGAGUACUCCGAUUUGGUUCUCAAAGACAUUUUGAAUUUCUCACUCGCCAUUUUCUCGCCUCUCAAAGCUUUGUUAAUGAGACUCUUCAUCUCAAAAACUGUUUCUUCAAUCAUUACAGACAAUAUGUAUUACACAUUUUUCAAAACAAACGUAGUCGAAGCCACGCGCGCAGUGUUACGAUAUACGUGUUCCAGUUCUUCAAGUCAGAGUGAAAAGGAGUGGAUCGAGGAAGCAGUAUAUCCUCUUAAAGAACUCUAUUCGCUCUUUUUCAAAUCUGGUGUCGCUUCUAAUGAUCAACUCACCAUCGAAAUGAUUCCACUUCUCUUGAGUGAAGUGUUUGAGACCAACCAUGACGUCUCGAAGCCACUUGUUUUAACAACCAUCUUAGAGUCUAUUUCCCCCGCACUUGUCUUAUCGACUCUUCCCAAUUUCAUCACAACGCUUCGGAACAUAAACAGAGAGUCUGUCUUUACCAUUCUUGGAAAUUUGAUAAAAACAGUGGGAAGAGAAUCGAUCACGCCAAAGGACUUUUCGUUGUUGUACAACUUGAUUGAGGAGAUGCGCGACGUCAUCGAACAGUCGAACUUAUUUUCGCUGUUGCAAGUGUUGUACCAAGCUACUAAGACAAGUAGUGACUGGCAAACUCUCUCAAGUUUGGUGUUCAAAUUGGCCGAACCAAUUCCAACGCCUUUAAAGGGGUCUUCCGCAAACAAUUUGUGGAACAUGUUAAGUCAGCCGAUUGAGUCCAAUAUGCUGAAGACUUAUAUCUCCGACAAAAACUUCCGAACGGUCGUCAAGAAGAUGAGUGGCGAUAGGAUGGUAUCAGUCGCGAAGAAGAUCUUAGACAAUUACGUGGGGCAAUUCACUAUCGACAGUCAAGAGGAGGCAACCAACUUGUUAGAUGUGUGUUCGUCGAUACUCACAAGUUCAUGUAAAGACCUUGAAAAGUUGAUGAAGGUGCUUCAUAUUGUGAACAAACAAAAUGGGGAUUUACAGUUGUUUGAGAUUUUGAGUUUGAACGCGCGUGUUGUGGAAAGUGUUGCGAUGGAAAGAGAAAAAAUGAGUGAAAAAGUCAACAUGAAAGAUUGCGACGAUGCAGAAAGAGAGAAAAUUAAAGCGAUGGAAAAAGGGAACGACGAAAAGUUGUCAACUUGUCUCCCACCCAUCAUUUUUGCCCUCCUCCACACGGGACAAAAUUUCCCAAAGCUGAGGGAAAAGUGCGCGGAAGAAAUUACUAAGAACGUCGCACUCCUCGGAGAAAUCGACAAAGUGCGCACCGUCAAAAUUGGGUCACAAAUCACUGUUGAAUUUUCAAAGUGGCGGAAUGAACACUUCAGUCAGAAGUACUUUGAAAUGGUUGAACGGUUGUGGAAUGUUUAUAAUGGCAUAGCAGAGUCUGGGGAGCAAGAAAUCGCUUUAUUGGAAUUGUUAGGCGCGAUGAGUGCAAUUGAAAGCGGGAACAAAGAAGCCAUCCAAUUUCGAGUGAAAGUUGAAAAGGAGUCGUCUGUGUUACUGAAAACAACAAAGCGGUGUGAGAUGUGUUGUAAAUGUGCGGCGCUUUCUGGGUGUUUGUCGAGUAUUCGAGAUGACCAACACGUGGAGGAAUUACUUCGCAAAGUGGCUAUGAUGGGAAGUAAUGUAAUUGUAGUGGAAGAAAAUGCGAAGCUGUUUGUGCUCAUUUUGAAUUACUUUGUGAUUCACUUCACAACAAAUAAAAUGCUUACGGGAGAGACUAUUAGCAAAAUUAUUGAGUUGAUUAAAGGGGUGUUGGGGAGAGUACAUGAUGGACACACAUUGCAAUUCUUCGAUAACACCAUAAAAGAAAUUAAAGAAAGAAAAGUGUUUGAUGAGAGAUAUUCUACGAUCGUGUGUUGA
Entamoeba invadens IP1 is the source of this 2286-nucleotide messenger RNA. RefSeq lists its product as hypothetical. The record is from RefSeq and is a predicted model, not a curated record. NCBI's taxonomy places the organism in Eukaryota, Evosea, Mastigamoebida, Endamoebidae. Bases 1 to 2286 code for a protein of 761 amino acids. Gene Ontology annotation, biological process: intracellular protein transport; retrograde transport, endosome to Golgi. The transcript has a single exon. Gene Ontology annotation, cellular component: retromer complex; retromer, cargo-selective complex; late endosome.